GAGAACGCCGGUUCCCGACCACCACAGCAUGCUAUUCUCAGCAAUGACCCUGGACUUCUGGCAAGAUCCAAUGCAAUGAACGGGAUAUUGCAGCAUCUAGCACGGCCGGCGGCCCAUCCACAGCUAUGCGACUGGUGUAUCGAAAUCUUCGACAGGUAAAUCGGUACGCCCACCAAGGGUUUCGCACCUGCAGUCGCUUGCAACUCGUCAACUAUUCUCUCCAGUCACCCAAAUCGACGAAUAUCCCUGCCCGAAACCUUGUACACUUCCGGUCGAUUGUAUCAUCCGCCGCUGUGGUGGUAGACCGCAACGAAACCCGAGAGCUCGACCACCUUGAUCAUCUGUUGGAGGAGUUCUUGGAAAGGUCCCCAGAAAUCGAACCCCUCGACGACGAGGACACACGCGUAUCGCCCUCGUUAUAUCUCGAAGAUGGCACCAAGAGAUCUAUGUCCCUGCCAGGGGAGCCAAGUGCCAGACUUGGGGGGCUUGGAAAGUGGCAUUCCCUGGCCCGCGAUCACCAGCGGUUGCUGUUCGAGUCCGAUGUCGCAUCCGAUAACACCAAGUCGUUCCGUCUCAUUGACGACCCAGAAAACGAGAACGAUGUUGAGCUGUGGAAUUGCAUCCUCGCCUUCCGCUAUCGUCGCGAUGGCCCCGGGGGCGUUGCCAUGGUUUUUAGGGGCCUCCAAAUGAGACGGACCCUCCGUGACGUCGAGGGAGAUGGGUCGACGGAUUUCUGGCAGACGAUCCUGAACGUGGCUCUCCAUGACGAGGUGCUGCUAGAGGGUGUAUGGGAAUAUGCCGAGUGGCUGCACCAGGCGCAUGGUGUUCGCUGGCCAAGGUUAUACCAAACGGUGAUCGCAUCUUUUGUAUCCCGUCGGCAGGAGAAAGAAGCCCUUCGCUGGCACCUUCGCUUGAGCCCGAAUUUUGGUCUGGAGGCGCCCAGUUUUGCCAGGAUGCUCCAGCGAUUCAUCAGGGACCCUGAUCCCGUUAUCCAAGAUACUCUCAAGGGCCUCUACCGUCUCAGCAUUCACCGUCGACUCUACGACAGCUUGGUGCCGUAUCUUUACGCCCAGGGGACACAGUCUAUUGCGCGUACAUGGCGCAAGUUCCUGCUUUACCACAAUGACGUCCCCUCUUCGUUGGCCGCAAGGCCUUUCUUGAGGUUCUUGGCAGGCUACUUUCCACGAGACCCUAUGGUUCGAACGGAAUUUCUUGCUGCCGGAAUAAAGGAGCCCGCCGAGUAUAACAGCGAUAUACCCGGAAAUGAUGUUGUUGCGGACAAAUCCUUUAGCCACCUUGUAAACAAGGUGCGUGGCCGGAGGUUCGGCAUUCAAGAAAAGACGUACAAUGAUGCGCUGGGGGCCAGGUGGUUCGCCAGCUCAUGGAUAUCCCUUGACAUGGCAGUUGAGGUUGUCCGGAUCCUAGGGGUUGAUCGGAUCGGGCCGCUCUCUCUGCAGUCUAUCGCUCUGCGAGAGCGGUCUUCGGAUCGGAUUCUCCACCGACUAGACCAGUUGGAGACGUUCAACAUCAGCAUCGGUACAUCCAGCUAUGCAAAGGCCAUCAGACAUUUUGCCGCUGUUGACGACUACGAGGCGCUAACGGACCUGCUACGAUCCGACGUGCACCCUGACGUUUUCGACGACCUGAAUAUCCAGCAACUGAUCCUCGGUUCCGCUGUCAUGCUCGGCGACUGGAAGAAGUAUCGGCUGAUAUUAGCAGUCAGGCUUGCUGUCUCUCUGGACUCGGUCGCCCUAGCGUCGAACGCCGUGCUCUCUGCAUGCUUGGGGAGUGGUAACAAACAAAUGACGCUAAGGGUUCUUGAAGACAUGAACUCGAGAGGCGUGCAGGUCUUUCCGUCGACGAGUAACGCCAUCUCGAUGCACAUCAUCAGGGACGUAUCACCUCACGCACAGAUGGGUGAUCGGCCCCCCCUGGAUUUGCCGUUCUACGUGGCCAUAUGUCGCCGGAUCAUGGCCAUGAGAUUUCCUCUCGCAACACGGGCAUUGCAGACCAUUCUUUUCAGGCUCGCACGAGAAGGACACACAGACGACCUCGAGCGCCUGUCGUUAGAGAUAUUGCAACGAUACCACUCUUUUCAAACCUCGGAGCGGGCGACACUGAACGUCCACAAGUUCGACGUGCCGGACAUACUGAAGAAGGAGUCGCAUUACCGGAGUUUCCAGAUGAUCCCUCGCGACCUAAGCCUGUUUCACGAGCUGCAUCCAAUCCAGCUCAUCUUCAACAAGAAACUUCAGCACUGCAUAAUCCGCUGUGGCUUCGCGCGUUCGACCUUGUAUCGCCACCGCUAUGCCACGGCGAGCCUGACGGAUCCGACGCAGCCCGUCGACUUCGCAUUCGCGCGGGGGAUCAGGCUCGUGGCUCUAUGGAAGGAGAGGGGCGUCUCCGUCGACAUCCGGGCGCUCCGCAAGGUCGUCCAGCUCCGCCUGGCCGAUCUGUAUGGGGCCGAUUGGUCCGCGAACCAACGCCUGAGGUCCGCGGUCCGGGGAAACCGGCUGACUCUGGAGGAGGCAAAGUCUCUCUGCGACGAGGCCUGGGGCUCCGAGAUCCUUCCGCCGAUCCCCGAGUUGAGAGAGGCGGUUAGGAAGCUGGGCAGGGCGCGGACGGAGCAGUGGUCCGCAUUCAUCAAUAAGAAGGCCCAGCAGUCACGAGACGAGAAUAAUGAAUGUAGAUAAAAAUAAUCAUACCCGCCUCGAUGACAGUUGCAUAUAGAGCCGCUACUCGAACAUAUAUAUGUAUAUAUAAUAUGAGUCCUACGUCCAUAGCCGGACAAGUUCGCUCCCAAAAAACAAAUAUCUGUACACGGAUCCAGGAUAUGACAUGCUCAGGCUUAAGAUAACAA
Phialemonium atrogriseum is the source of this 2860-nucleotide messenger RNA. RefSeq lists its product as uncharacterized. The record is from RefSeq and is a predicted model, not a curated record. Bases 126 to 2693 code for a protein of 855 amino acids. The transcript has a single exon. NCBI's taxonomy places the organism in Eukaryota, Fungi, Ascomycota, Sordariomycetes, Cephalothecales, Cephalothecaceae.